Messenger RNA from Colossoma macropomum (tambaqui), 5279 nucleotides. RefSeq names its product small nuclear RNA activating complex, polypeptide 4 (gene snapc4). Lineage: Eukaryota; Metazoa; Chordata; Actinopteri; Characiformes; Serrasalmidae. The record is from RefSeq and is a predicted model, not a curated record.
AACUGGAUUAAAAAAAAAUUGUCUGGAAUUUAGAUACUUUGAAAUUGAGGACGACAUAUUCUCUCUUGCAGGAGCUGCUGUAAUUUACCUGGGGAGGGUUUAUUUGGAUAAAAAUGGCAUCACCAGACGACCUGCUGUCCCAGAGAAAUAAAAUCCAGCGCCAGAUUUUGGAGCUGGAGAACGCUCUAGGCGCGGACAGUAGUGUUAUAGAUUUGCUAUCAUCAUCCAGCGACAGUGAUGAAGAGUCAGAUGACAGUGGACAUGCAGGGGAGGAAGCGGUACCAGAAGAUCUUGAGGCAAAGCGACAGCAAAUACAGAAGGAGAUUGAAGCGUUAGAGCAAACACUUGGAGUAGAUGCAGCACUGGUGGCUGGCUUGACAGACAGUGAACAUGGUACUGGCAGUCACAUGGAUUCUAGUGACGAGGAUAGUGAUGAGGAGUUGGAUCUUCCUCAAGAUGUGGAGACUUGUCUGCAGAUGAAUCUGGUCUAUCAGGAGGUGCUGAAAGAAAAGCUAGCUGAUUUGGAGCGCCUUCUCAGUGAAAACCGCCAGCAGCAGAAAGAGAUUGAAGCCCAGCUUUCUGGCCCUGUAUCCGCUUUUCCAGGGCUGCCUCACAUGAAACUUUUCCUUGGCACCUUUAUGAAACCAUAUUUCAAAGACAAGCUCACUGGUUUGGGCCCUCCAGCAAAUGAAGAAACUAAAGAAAGGUUGAGUUAUGGGACCAGGCCCUGUGAUGAGAUGAAGAUUAGAAGAUGGGAGGGAUGGCAGAAGACUUUGCUGAUCAACUCAGUAGUUUCAGACACUAUGAAACGCAUGCUACAGCCUAAAAUGUCCAAGCUGGAUUACCUGACUGCAAAGAUGUCCAAAGCAAAAGAUGUGGAAAAAGAAACACUGAAAAAACAAAUAGUUCUUUUGGAGAAGGAAAUUGAAGAAAUUAGCUCAAUGAGUGAAGACCAGCUGUAUGGGAAUCGCCAUGAUGAUCACGAUUGGGACAAAAUAGCAAAUACUGAUUUUGAGGGCCUACGACAACCUGAGGAUUUGGAGAGAUUCUGGCAAAAUUACCUGCAUCCCUCCAUUAACAAAUCAACAUGGAAACAGGAUGAGAUUGAAAAGCUUUCUGCUGUUGCAGAACAGUUCAAAUUCUGCUACUGGGACCAAAUAGCAGAGGCACUUGGGACCAACAGGACAGCUUUCAUGUGCUUCCAGACGUACCAGCGCUACAUUGCUAAAAGUUUCAGAAAGAGAGAGUGGACUAAAGAAGAGGACCAGGUCCUCCGUGACCUCGUAGAGAAGAUGAGAAUCGGCAACUUCAUACCAUACACUCAAAUUUCGUACUUUAUGGAAGGUCGUGAUCAUGCCCAGCUCAUGUAUCGUUGGACAUGUGUUCUUGAUCCCUCGAUAAAGAAGGGCCCUUGGUCAAAAGAAGAGGACCAGUUAUUGCUGAAAGCUGUGGAAAAGUAUGGGCCCAAGGACUGGUGGAAAAUCAGACUGGAGGUACCUGGCAGGACAGACAAUGCGUGCCGAGACAGAUAUUUAGAUUGCCUCCGAGAUGACGUGAAAAGAGGUGCAUGGAGUGAUGACGAGGUGGAACUGCUGAAAAAACUUGUUGAGAAAUAUGGUGUUGGUAAAUGGGCUAAGAUUGCCUCGGAAAUUCCAAACCGGAUUGACAGUCAGUGUUUGAACAAGUGGAAAUGGAUGAUGCGGACCACUGCUAAACAUGGUAUAAAAAGAGAAAAAAAUGGAUCAAUGAAACCAAAGUCAAAAAAGAGAAAAGUGACCAGGAAAAUGAUCAAAGAGGAAAGUGAAACGGACUCUAAUUCUGAAGAUGAGAAAAUAAAAGUGGAGUACAUAGAUAGUGAUGGAGAAGAGAGAGGAGGUAACAUCCCCUCAGAAGAUGACACAGACCCUAGAGAAGAGUACAUCCAGCCUGAUAUGAAGGAAUGGAUCCCAGUAGAUGGCAGGGCAAAGAUGCAUCCUGAAGUGACUGUGAGGACCAUGCUGGUCAGGUUGCCUACCAGGGAGGAAAGGCAACCUUCUGGAAUGAACAGUACAGAUGACAGAGAUACUUCAGGUGACUACACUCAGAGCCACAGGCCAGUACGGAGUACCAUGCUGGACCCUCUGGGAUACCCUGUUAAGACGUACAUGGGUAUAGAACCACAGCCUUUAGACAAGUGGGAUCUCUGCAAUGAAAGGGCCAUGAUCCAAGUGCCUAUAAACGAUGUGAAAAACCUGCUGAUUUGGAAGAAAGCAUCUGCAGUGAAAGGGAGAACCAAGACCAAACCAUGCAUAUCUUCAGCUAAAAGACAGAUGAAUGCACAAAGUGAUGGACAAGAGACAAGCAGACUUAAGAGUGGUCAGGCAGUCAAACGCAAACAAACCACUCGUAUCUCUAAGGCAGUAAUCAACGCUAACCUCGACUAUGCUCUCCUGAUGGCUGUUAUUCCAUGGGUUGGCAAUGUGUUACUGCCCCUUCCUUUCAGCGAAAAGAAAGUCUGUGAAGCUGACGUUGCUCGAACAAGAGCAGCAGAUAUUCCUCUCACAAGAACGGCAGUGUUUUUGCUUUUUCUGAAGGUUAUUCAAAUAGAUGCUGAAGGCUGCAAGAAAGUCAUUGAGGCUCAAAAAAACAAGCCAAGACCCCAAACAGCCAAGCGGUAUCCAUCUGUUAGGACAAAGACGGUGGCAAUGCUGCUUGCUGAGAAGGAGCAGAGGGAGAAGAACUGCAAGGCCACACAACUCCCAGAUCCCAAGCAACCUCCACCAACCCCACAGGCUAGCAAAUUACCAAUUCAUACAAGUCCUCAACAGAACAAGAAACCACAAACAAGAAAAAAGAAAGCAAUGACAGAGCCUACUUCGAUGGCUUACACAAAUAUACAUCAGGGAGUACUCCCCCCACAGCCUGUUGGACCAGGAAUUUUACCUUUUCUGCAAUCAGGUACACAGGGUACAACACAAACUCUUCAGCCAUUAUUGCAGCUGGUAGUACCAGUAGAACCUGGUAAAUCAGCACAGCUGGCAGCCCCUCCCACAACCUCAAUAUCUAGCCCAUCCUCUGUUGUACCCCCUACAGAGAACGCAGAGAAAACAAGGACUUCAAAACGCAAAUGCAAGCCCACAAUGAAAGCCCAGGCCUUGAAGGAAAAUGUUAAAUCCAAGGCUUGCAAGAAACGGUCUGCUAAAAAUAACCAAAGUGGUGGUGAUGCCCCUACAGUUGCUGUAUUACCACAAACUACAGCUUGGAUUCUCACGUCUGCUGGCUUGAUGCCUCUUCAGCUAUCUUCUCCUGGUAUCAUUGGUAAUCAGAACCAAGUAAUGCCCAACAGUGUUCCUCAGUUGUUACUUCAGCCACCUGUCGUAGUUAACGAGAAUCGGCUUGUCCGUGCUGUGGGGCCAAGCAAUACAACAACUGUCACCCCUGCUGAUGUGGCAUCUCCAACAGCAGGAACAAAUCUUAAUCAGAGCCUUCCACCUUCCAUAGUCUCAAACAGCCCCAGUGUUUCCUCUCUUCCCACAGUUAAUAAUGUCCCCAACGUCUCCUCAGCUGUCACAAGUACAAGUGUUCCUUUAGUCCCACCUAACACUACAAAUGUGCCCACCUCUGUUACCGCAUCUGCUGUUCAGGUGCCACUUCCUGAAAUCCAACGUAAUCAAAAACAAAACAUCUUGAAUGUUGUCCCUCAGGUGCCAUUUCAGUCACCUGUAAUUUUGAGCCUGAGUGCUUCCCAUGCAGGUCCUUCCAAUGCUGUGAGACCUAUGAGUCCUUUCAAUUCCUCUCUAUCUCCAGUUGCAAAUGGAGCUUGUCUUACAUCUUAUCCUGUGGGAACAAGUCAGAAUUUCACAUCAGAUGCAACCAAAGUCUCUUCAACUCCAUCUGUUGGUAAUGUUGUCAGUGUCUCUACAGCUUCUACUGUCACAAGUGCACCUGUCAUCCCUCCAGUUCAACCUUUUGCUUUGAACAUUUCCAGUCCAGUAGUCCAGAUGCCUUCUCCUACCAUCUUAGGUAAUCAGAAUAAAAGAAUGUCAGACUGUGUUUCUCAGGUGGUCGUUCAGCAACCUAUCCUAGUAAAUCAAAAUGGUUCUUUGGCACUCAUAAGUGCUGCUGGACCACGCCUACCUACAAAUAUCCGUCCAGCCCCUGUCGCAAAUAUUUCUAACGUUCCACCCAGCCCUGCAACAUCUUCAGCUUCUUCUGUUAAUAAUGUACCUGCUGUACACACUGUCAGUACAACUUCUGUUGCUGGGAGUGACAUUUCCACAGUUGCAACAUCACAUGCUAUUCCGCAGGCCAAUUUUGUGUAUGGCCUCACAGUUCCCAUCCAACACAGCUUGCCAACCCCUUCAGUCGGGAUAUGUGCUAGUACAUCAUUCAGACCUAUGACUCCUAGUUGUCAGAUUUUGCCUCAAACUGUAGUACAGCUGACAGGCCUGCAGGCAAAAAAGCAGCCCCUUCAGACAGGAACCACCACAUCUAAUCCAAGCCCCAAACCUGGUGCUUUGUCUUUUGAGUCUAACCUCAUGUUCCUUGAGGAUCCAGCUCAAGUGAAGAACUGGAUGCAAGGAAAUGGUGGAAUUUCACUGGCUCAACUGGAGAAAAAAAUGCCCUACCUUCCCCCAUUUGUCAGCAGUAUCAAUACACUGGUCUCUUUGCUCAAGGCAAAAGAGUCUUUUUUGCGGGGAGCAGUGCAGCUCCUGCCUGAAGAGGAACGAGCCAAAAGUGAGGAGGAAGCUAAGGUAGCUGCUAUACGGAAACUGGUAUCUGAACGAUUUAAAACCAACCCUGCAUACUCACUUCUGAAGGCUCGGUUCUUAUCAUGUUUUACUUUACCUGCCCUCUUGGCCACCAUACACCCAUGUAAAGAGUCCAGAUUGCCUGGUUCAGCCGUGCUUAGUGGUGACGAAGAUGAAGAAGACGAUAAGGAUGAAGUCAAGCUGAUACAGGGUGGAAGUGAAGAUCAGCCUGCUGUGGUUUUGCUCAACACAAAUGCAAGUGAAGCAUCAGCAACACAGUUCUCAGGGAUGAAUGCAAGAAAGCAAAGCAACAGCCAUACUACUGCGUAAUGGGGAAGCAAGCAUCAUACUUUUUACUUGAGAACAGGAUAUUAAUAAAAGUUCUUUUUUUGGGUUCUGUAAACUGUUACGUUAUGCUAAUUAUGUUAUUGAAAUGCUGAGAGUUCAGUGCUAAUUGUGCAUUUAAUUGCUUACACUAAAUUACAUAAUUGCUAAAAAAAAAAAAGCUGUAAAAUAUUUAUAAUGUGUUGUAUGUUUUUGUCCAAAGAA